Messenger RNA from Strongylus vulgaris, 936 nucleotides. Lineage: Eukaryota; Metazoa; Nematoda; Chromadorea; Rhabditida; Strongylidae. The record is from the annotation of a GenBank genome assembly.
AUGUUGCUUCAUCCUGAUGGUUACGAGUUUUGGAACGAAGCUGAAACCCUUCGUCGGAUUUCAUUCUUCGGCAUAUGCUUCAGUACUUUGGGGGCUCUGACAUGCACUGUUGUGAUAUCAAGCAUAUACAACUACAUGCAGUACACACAAACGGAGCUGCAGUCUGAGGUUGAUUUCUGCCGACAACAGAACAACGGCUUAUUCAAGCAAUAUGCAGAGUUGAAGAAAAAUGCUGAGGAUAACGCAAGAUCUGAUGCAAAAAGACAAGCUUAUGACUUUGAUUUAUCGGAAGAAGGAUUUCUGCCAGCAACCACCGAAGAACCAAUGCCUCCAUCCGAAAAUGGGUGUUGUUCAUGCAAGAAAGGUCCAAUUGGGCCACCUGGCCCACCUGGACCAGAUGGAAUAGAUGGUAGCGAUGGCUUACCAGGCCAAGAUGGAGAACGCGGAGUAGAUGCAGGGCUAAACGACGUUCCCACAGCAGCCGAUUUCUGCUUUGAUUGUCCAACGGGCCCCGCAGGAGCACCAGGAAAACCCGGACCGAAAGGUCCAAGAGGUAAACCAGGAAAAAAUGGACUGGAAGGUGUUACAGGAAUACCUGGAAGACGCGGCCGAACUGGCUUCCCAGGUAGGCCCGGUCCUGACGGAAAUCCAGGCCCUCCGGGUAUGCCAGGCCCGGAUGGGAUCUGUGAAGAUGUGGAAGCUCCGGCUGGUCCCCCCGGGCCAAUGGGACCUGUGGGAGAGCCGGGUCAGAGAGGUCGCGCAGGUAUGCCUGGAACCCCAGGCGCUGAUGGACCCCAAGGACCACCUGGCGAUCCAGGAUCUGAUGGCUAUCCAGGCGAACAAGGUCCACGUGGGCCACGAGGAGCUUUGGGUUACGAUGGGCAGGGUGGAGGGUGUGACGAAUGUCCCCCACCACGAACUGCUCCGGGAUAUUGA